Ambispora leptoticha is the source of this 1011-nucleotide messenger RNA. Lineage: Eukaryota; Fungi; Glomeromycota; Glomeromycetes; Archaeosporales; Ambisporaceae. The record is from the annotation of a GenBank genome assembly.
AUGUCACGACUUUGUGUUAUAUGUAAAGAAGAACGUGCGAGCGUAAAACGUCCAAAAACAGGAGAAAAGCUAUGCAGAAACUGUUUUUAUCAUAUCUUCGAGACAGAAGUUCACUGCACCAUUACAGAUAACAAACUUUUCAAGAGUGGUGAUAGGGUUGCGAUUGCCGCGUCUGGCGGGAAAGAUUCAACAGUGUUGGCACAUGUCAUGAAAACGCUUAAUGAUCGAUACGAUUAUGGGCUUGAUCUUUUUCUUUUAUCCGUCGAUGAAGGAAUAACGGGAUACCGAGAUGACUCAUUAGAGACGGUCAAACGAAAUCAACAGCAAUACAAUCUUCCGCUGAAAAUUGUCUCGUAUAGUGAGCUAUAUGGUUGGACAAUGGAUGAGAUAGUGAAAGAGGUUGGGCUAAAGAAUAAUUGUACCUUUUGUGGGGUGUUUCGACGCCAAGCACUUGAUCGUGGUGCAGUGAUGCUUAAUAUAGAUCAUAUAGUCACAGGGCAUAAUGCGGAUGAUAUCGCCGAAACUGUGUUGAUGAAUAUACUGAGGGGAGACAUCGCUCGACUCGAACGAUGUACUGAGAUCUGUACAACUGGUGAUGGUCGAAUACGACGGUCGAAGCCUUUUAAAUAUGCAUACGAGAAGGAAAUCGUCAUGUACGCAUACUUCAAAAAAUUAGACUAUUUCUCCACCGAAUGCGUGUACUCGCCAAACUCGUAUCGCGGACACGCGCGAGCAUUUUUGAAGGAUUUGGAGGCGAUACGGCCUAGUGCUAUUAUAGAUAUAAUAUAUUCAGGUGAAGCAUUUCAAAUCAAACAAGAUGUAAAACUCCCGACACAAGGGGCUGAAUCGUGGAUUGCCGAGCGUAAGAUUCAUGGUGAAAUGCCUGAAAACAUUGCAACGAUGUUACAUUUCGAUCAGUUACAGAUUGAAGAAGGGAGCAGGAAAAAUGAAUCAGAUAAAGAUAAAAAGCGGGAGGAGGGGGAGGAAAAAGGGGAAAAGAACGAAUGGUGA